Molecule: messenger RNA, 1881 nt
Organism: Anopheles nili
Lineage: Eukaryota; Metazoa; Arthropoda; Insecta; Diptera; Culicidae
Gene: dgt5
Product: augmin complex subunit dgt5
Exons: 4
Coding region: 4-1881 (625 amino acids)
Biological process (GO): spindle assembly; proton motive force-driven ATP synthesis
Cellular component (GO): HAUS complex
Molecular function (GO): proton transmembrane transporter activity
Source: RefSeq, a predicted model, not a curated record
AAUAUGGAUGAUAUUAAUGCAUUCAAGACAUGGGCUUCUAAACUAGGAUGCCCACCAGAACGAAUUCCUCCGGAUGAAACCUUGAAAAAAUCGUUUCGUGGAGAACAGAGCUCAAUGUUUCACCAAAUUAUGACUAAAGUACGCUCUCGUCACGAAAUAGCCUGGAUGCGCAAGAAUGUACUCGUUCACAAACUUCAAGUUCACAAGAAAAUGGAUGAUAUAGUUGUUAAUGCGACUUUCCAUACACUCCCGACGGAAUUGCAGCGCUACAUGAAAAUGCAAAAACUUAAAAAGAAAAUUGACGAAACAAGGAAUCGUGUAAAACAGUCACUUGGAAGUCUAGAAUCAAUAAAUCUUCAAAUUAAAGAUAAAAAUGUUCAAAAAUUUCGUUUGGCGAAUAAGUUGGAGGAGCUUUACGGUAAAGCGUCCCUGUACAUAGCUUAUGAUAAAGCGUUAAAAUCCAACAUCGAAAAAGAAAAACAGCUGAUUGAACGCAUCAACCGCAUAAUGCCAAUGAAAGGUUCAGAAUCUUUCCAUCCUGACAAGGCCGAGAAAGCCAUCGAAAUAUGCAUCCAACUUCUGGAGGGGUUUUAUGAAAAAUUUCAAGACGUCAACAACGGCUCCAGCCGUAAUAUGCAGGAAAAACUUUGGACGGAUAUACGGGACAUUCUGCGAGGCGUACCUAACUAUUUACUAUGGAAUGUGUUAUUGAAGAUGAAGGAUAGCAAUUUAAGCGAAAUAGCCGAACAAAAUAAUCGUCGUGAGCAGAGCGAACAAAAUGUAUCGUUUUCUGAUCGGGAUAUGCUACAGUUGAGCAUGGCUAAACUGGGCACGAGUCACAUAAACGUGUUCCUUGAUGUCAUGUCCACUCGCAACAUGGUCAACACAGCUAGAGAGGAAUAUUUAGCCCGAUAUUCACCCUGUUCCAGCGAGCUGGAAGCUAAAAUGACUCUUAUGAAUGUUAUGGACGACGAAGCGGAAGAAGCGCUCGAGGAGUACCUGAUGCAGUGGAACUCGCGUGAGUACAAUCAGGGUCAAACCGAGUAUAUGGAUCGCGAAAUCGAGCGAAAAAAGCAAGAGCUGCUGCUGUACUCGCAGAAAAAUCAGAAUCACGAGCAAUUGCUAUCCCAGCUUCGAGGUAUAUAUGGACAGAUCGAGGAUAUUUCUAAACACAUGGAAGCAGGUUUACACCAGGUCCGACAAAUAAAGCAGAAGGUGCACUACUCGAAGUAUAUGUGCCAGCACACGGUUCACACAAUACGACAGAAGAACGGCAAUAAUCAAACAUUGAAUAUGAGCGAUCAGUCUUUUAGCCGGCUCGAUAAUUCAAUCGUUGGAGCUAGCGGUCCCACCUAUGGUCCCGCCGUGCUGCCUUCUUUCGUUCAAGAACUGGAGGUGUUUGGGCAAAUCCCAUUGUUCAAGUACGCAAAUAUCUCGAAAGCUCUUCAGUUCAGCGUGGAACCUAAUGCAGCGUUGAUCUUCGAUCUACCGAUCGUUUUGGCGUUGCUACCAACCACUGCUGUUAGUCCGGAAUCAUCUCUGAAGCAGCUCAUAGCGAUGCAAGAACUGGAACAGCGUGCAAACUCCGGCUCGGUAGAUUCGUGCUCUGUUGUUGGUGUUAGUAUCGAACAUGCUGCUCUCGAGAUGCGAUGGAAGAACAAUCAUGGCAAGAUCUGCGAAAUGCUGGAUAAAAUUGAUGCUAUAACGAGUUGCACGCGUCAAAUGCUUGAGAGGGCACGAACGUACUAUAACUUUGUACUCGCCAACAACCUGCGAAAGUACGUUCCAGCCACAAAACUAUUCAACGGUCGCAGCUUUCAAGAGUAUGAAAACGAAUAUCUAAUGUACUAUCGGAUGAUUUACGGGUUUGGAGGAAAUUGA